UUCCAUAUUUCUCCUCCAGCUUCAGAAACCUUUUCUUUUUUUUUUUUGGUGGUCUAAUAACUUCACUGCCUGUGAAUUUUUCUGAAAAAGAACAAAUUUAUCCUUAAUUCCUGUAGAUUAUCCAUUCUUGGAAACUUAUCACUAGAAGGAUACAUUUUUCCUGAACUGAAGUAGCUGAGUCAUUGAUGAUGCACAAUAGAACAACAGCAGCAGCAGCAGCAGCAACGAAGCUUAACAAAAGGAAUGGGCUUUGUUACUCUUCUGGGUAUUGUUACUUAUGAUAUUGAUAUAUAACUGAUUAUUUAUAAUAGUGCCUCCCUUGCUGCCACAAUUCUUGUGGGCAUGAUGCUGACAUAACAACAUCGAAAUCCGAAACUUUAGGGAAUUUGGUUCCAAACUCUUUUUCUCUCUCUAUCUAUUUAGCUGUAUAUAAAGAGAUGGCAACGGCUUCUCUUAUACAAGCUCGGUGGUGUGGGUAUUCCCCGAUUUUUAGUAAUAAUAAUAACUUUAGAAAUGGUGCCUUUGGAGGACCUGCUUCUGCUUCUUCCUCGCAUUUGCCUUCCUCUUCUUCUUGUUCUUGCUGUUCUUCUCACGGACUAAACUUCUUUUCUGGUGUAAAUAGUAAUUGGCGACAUCAAGACUUCAGAGCUCAAGCUAUGAAUACUGCUAUUCGAGGAAACUUUGCAUCAUCCAAGGGAGUUGUGAAUGGAAAUAAUGAGCCUGAUCAUCUUCUUGUUCUAGUUCAUGGCAUCUUGGCUAGCCCAAGUGACUGGAUAUAUGUAGAAGCAGAGUUAAAAAAGCGUCUUGGAAGAAAUUUUCUAAUAUAUGCAAGUGCAUGUAAUACCUACACUAAAACCUUCUCCGGGAUUGAUGGAGCUGGAAAGCGACUGGCAGAAGAAGUUAUGCAAAUUGUAGAAAAGACAGACAGUUUAAAAAAGAUUUCCUUUUUAGCACAUUCUCUUGGUGGCUUGUUUGCGAGAUAUGCCAUUGCUGUUCUUUAUUCAGAGAAUGCAUUGAGUUCUGGCCAGUCCAAUGAUGUUGCUGAUUCUACAGUGUCUAAUGUAGAAGCAGCUUCUUCUGCCAGACGAGGGACGAUUGCUGGGUUGGAUCCUAUCAAUUUUGUUACUCUGGCGACUCCACAUCUUGGAGUGAGAGGAAAAAAGCAGCUUCCAUUUCUCUUGGGAAUUCCCAUUUUAGAGAAACUUGCUCCACCAAUUGCUCCUAUUUUUACUGGCCGAACUGGGAGUCAACUGUUUCUUACUGAUGGUAAACCUAAUAAGCCGCCCCUGCUUUUAAGGAUGGCUUCAGAUUGUGAAGAUGGACCAUUUCUAUCUGCCCUUGGUGUAUUUAGAUGUCGGAUCCUGUAUGCUAAUGUAUCUUAUGAUCAUAUGGUAGGCUGGCGUACAUCCUCCAUAAGGAGAGAGAAGGAACUUGUCAAGCCCCCUCAGCGAUCUUUGGAUGGUUACAAGCAUGUUGUGGAUGUUGAGUAUUGUCCACCCUUCUCAUCUGACGGCCCUCAUUUUCCUCCAGAAGCUGCAAAAGCAAAGGAGGCAGCACAAAAUGAACCCAGUAUGGCAAACACAGUGGAGUAUCAUGAACUCAUGGAAGAGGAAAUGAUACGCGGCUUACAGCAGUUGGGAUGGAAAAAAGUUGAUGUCAGCUUCCACUCUGCACUCUGGCCUUUCUUUGCUCACAACAACAUACAUGUGAAGAAUGAGUGGCUUCAUAAUGCUGGGGCUGGAGUAAUUGCUCAUGUUGCAGACAGCCUAAAGCAGCAGGAAUGCUCGUCCUCCCCACUAAUUACUGCUAGCUUGUAGCUAUUAGGAGCUACAUGCUAGUGCAUUUGUACUUAUAAACAUGCAGAAUUUUUGCACAAUAUAGAUUUAUAAAAGUUCUAAUUACAAAUUAAA
Messenger RNA from Ricinus communis (castor bean), 1910 nucleotides. RefSeq lists its product as uncharacterized. The record is from RefSeq and is a predicted model, not a curated record. Lineage: Eukaryota; Viridiplantae; Streptophyta; Magnoliopsida; Malpighiales; Euphorbiaceae. The transcript is spliced from 11 exons. Bases 438 to 1817 code for a protein of 459 amino acids.